Thermothielavioides terrestris NRRL 8126 is the source of this 2109-nucleotide messenger RNA. RefSeq lists its product as uncharacterized. NCBI's taxonomy places the organism in Eukaryota, Fungi, Ascomycota, Sordariomycetes, Sordariales, Chaetomiaceae. Bases 105 to 1907 code for a protein of 600 amino acids. The transcript is spliced from 3 exons. The record is from RefSeq and is a predicted model, not a curated record.
GCGCUCUGCUCCUGCAGCCGCGACUCUGCAGUCGCGCCUGCUCCUACUCCUGCUCCUGCUCUCGACAGUUCUCACCCACCGUACUGUUUGAGCAUCUUGCCGCCAUGUCUGGCUUCGAAGUGGCCGGAAUUGUGCUCGGGGUGUUUCCCUUGAUCAUUUCGGGCAUCGAGAAGUACAGCGAGCUGAGCAAGCGCCUAGGUCUGUGGCACCAGAUCCGGCUCGAACACUUCAAAUGUCUCAGGGACCUGCGAUUUCACCGCACGGUCCUGACCAGUCACCUCCGGCAGCUUCUGCUCCCGCUGGUGGUUGACGAUGCCCGCGUCAAGCAGCUGCUCGCAGACCCCGGCGGCGCCGGCUGGAAGGACGCCUCGCUAGACAAGGCCCUGAGAGAACGACUGGGCGAGAGCUACGAACUCUACUUUGAGUACAUCAGCGGAGUGCUCGGCGUGCUGGAAGACCUGAAAGAGGAACUGGCGCUGGAUUCGGAGGUGGUUCAAGACAAACUCAGCUCUCCGAAGGCUGCCAUGAGCGCGACACGUCUGAAGAAUGCAGUCACCAAGGAUGGCCGGGAGUUCCAGCUGUACAGGGCCAAGUUCAGCAACCGGGAAGCUGCCCGCAAGGAACUGUUCGCGCAGCUGCAGAGCUACAACGACCGGCUGGAGAAACUCCUAAGCACGAGCGACAGAGACGCCCAGCUGAAACAACAGGCGGCCGCCCUCCGGCAGGGCACCAAAGUCGACCCGGCUUUGUGCAACUUCUGGAAGCUGUCGGCCAAGCUCUUCAGGGCGCUCGCCUCGACAUGGGGCUGCGGAUGCCGCGAGCAGCACUUGGCCCGGCUGCUUCUCCAGCACCGAACCGCUAAGAAGGCCGAGUUCCACGUCGCGUUUGCCACACCGGUGGCCUCUCAAUGGCAGAUACACUGGACGAGAAUCACGGAGCAGCUGGACGACGGCGGCAAUGGGACGGCGGCGCCGACUAGCAGCGUGGCCUCCUCGGUACCGGCACCUGCUCACAUGCCAAAUCACCGACAGGGCCGUCCGGCCAAGUCGAGCAUGCGGUCGAGAAACCAAGCAACUUGCACCGAGCUGCAGCAAAGCACCCGGUCAACGCUGACGAUCACGCUGACACCUCCUCCAGCCCUGCUCCAUCGUAUCUCCAUCCUCUGUGUCUCGCUUGGUCAGACACAAAACGGCUGCUGCGGCUACCUGGGAGGGGACGGAGAGGACGACUCCCGGUUCUACGUGCAUAGCGUGUCUCGCCGGACGGGCGACGCCCUCCCGUCCGUCACGCUGGACCAGAUCAUCCGCGGAGAGGCCAGCCAGCGGCCAACGCGGCGCCAACGCUACACGCUGGCGCUCAUCCUGGCAUCGUCCUUCCUGCAACUCACCGACACACAGUGGCUACCCGCCGCCUCCUGGCGGAAAGCAGACAUUGUGUUCUACAGCAACGGGGACACCGGGGACGACGUCAGCGGCAACACGCGGCACGCUAUCCGGCUGGAUAGGCCCCACCUGAGCCGGAGCAUCGGCAGCGACCCGGAGGACGACGACAACACAACGAGCAGCAGCGCGGCAGCGGUCGGCGCGAUUGCGCAGUCGCUAAACCAGCUGGGCAUCGUGCUCCUCGAGCUCUGCUUCGGGAAGCCGCUCGAGGAGCAGGCGUGCCGGCGGGAGUGGCCGGCGGGCGGCAGCGAGGCCGAGAGACGGGGCUUCGACCUGCUGGCGGCGCGGCGGUGGCAGUACGAGGUGGACGAGGAAGCGGGGGCCGACUUCUCGGACGCGGUCGGCUGGUGUCUCGGUAGCCAGUACCGGGCGGACCGGUGGAGGCAAGAGAUGCUCCGCCAGGUGGUCCAGCCGCUGCAGAGAUGUCAUGAUUACCUGAUGGGCGGCGGCGGGCGGCCAUCGUAGCAUCGUAGUCGACCUCGGCUUGCUGUGACGCUCGAAAAUAAACAUACCUAUCCAUCCGAGCCGCCCACCACAUCGUCGGAUUCGUCGGAUCCCUCGGCGCAUUUUACUUUCCAGCUGAGCCUGAGCAUAUACACCUAGGCGCACAUCGUGAGUGGAUGGAUUGCUUUCUAGAACCUGAAAACACAGCCUUCCCGCCUCGGCG